AUGGCCCAACCACGCCCUUGUCCUGACCAAGCAAAAAGAGGUCGUCCUCGAAAAUACAAUUCUACCGAAGAAAGAAAAGCAUCCAGGGCCGUGCAACAGCGGAACCAGCGCCAGUCCACGCGCGCUGCGCAACGGGCCCAGGAAUUUAAUCAAUACUAUUCCCUAGAUGUGCCUCUGUCUACCGAGAUCCAUGAGGCCCCACCAACAUACUUCCCUCCUGGGGAACACUCCAUCGCCACUGAAAUUGAGCAACUUCUAGCACCCCUGAGCCCUGGCCUUGGGCCAUGGGAAGAACCUAUGUUAGCAGAUCCGCCUAUCAGUCCCGACCCUGCUCCACCCAUCUUGCCUGAAGGUGCACCCAACCAGCCGACCCAAACCGAUCCUAUACUUGAUACACCUGGAAACUCUCACCAAGCAACAGAGCCUACUCUGGAUUCUGUGCCGGAUCCAUCCAGGUCUCCUCCCACCAACCCAGCUGAUCAGAUCCAUGGCCUUGCGCAGGCUCUGACUGAUCAACUCCAGGAACACCAUGGCUGUUGUCUCCAGUGCCACGCGCAGCAAGAGCGAGAACAUGAAACCCAGCAUGCUGAGCAUCCGGGCCUGGGAGUGUACCUGGGUCGGGUACAGGCUGACGGGGGGUAUCCGGAUGCUCUGAGCGCGAUGACUAUGGCUAGGCGUGAGGAGAAUCUGGCAGGGCAAACCAGUGCCGCGCGCAAGCGGGAGAUCUACACUGGAAUUCGCCCGGCUGCAGCAGACUCCCACCCGGUCCAUGUCUGCCUGGAUGCCGACCACCAGACAGGAAGCCAGACUGGGGUGACCUUUGAUAUCGAUAGUAUCAUGGGGUUUGCGCAUAGCCUGGCAGUGGCCAAAUUAGGGGUGCGGUGGAACCCGACCCAGAGGCCUGUCUCUGAUCUCCAUUCCAGCCUGCACCUUGAUCCCCGUCCUGUACACCAAGUUAGUCGUGAGGGCCGUGCUCACUAUACCCGGCAGCCGGUACAUCAGAUCCCACAUUAUACAUUUGGCCGGGUGGUAGGGUUUGAGGAUAUCUCAUUGUACUUCCUGUUCCCCCGACUAUACCGGGAGGAGCAGCAAUCCAGCCGUCUCCAGGAGCAGGACUUCCGGGUCUGGAUGGACCAGGUCCUCCUCCCUGCCAUUUACCAACACUAUGAUGGCUCUCUCGUCCAGCAUUACCCAUCCAGCUUUGACCACAGUCGGUUCAAUGCCACGGCCCGGGGUGUCGAGAUGCGUUCCCAGCGGGUAGAUCCGGUUGCCCGGGAACAGCUUCUAUUCUACUUCCUCCCACCUGAUGCCCUCCCGCUGGUGUGGACGAGUAUUCAGGAGACGAUCCAGCAGGCCGGGCUUCAGCAAUUCUUGGAUCUGACUAUUCUGAUCCAGGGGAAAAAUCUCAAGACCCUGAGUAAGGCUGAAACCUGGGAGGGCAUGAUGCAGCGGUUUGGUCAGCACUGGGAUAAUACAAUUAAUCCAGCCGACCUGUCUGACCAUUGCUACGUGGAUAUUGGCAAGGAGACCUGUCCGACCGGCACGUCCCAGGUUGGUGGGCCUGGUCUGCUUGCAUCGCGGCUCGGUGCAGACCCGGUAUCCCCUGUCCGUCCGCCGGGGCAACAGACCCUCCUCUGGAGGCGAUGCUGCUUGGACUCCUAUGGCGCGUGGAUCCAGCAGCAGCAUCCGCCCCAGUCCGCGCCCCCCAAGCAACAGUUCUACCCGAUCAGCUUGCUUCACGACACAGGUAGCCUGACACUGGAGACCCGUCGAUCCUCCCCACAGCGGCGGGCGGGCCUCCUCUAUACCCAGCUGUACUCCAGCGUCAAGGAGGUCUUUGCAGCCGGGGAUGUGUACCCAUUUUCCAACCCCUCCCUGGAGACGUUGGCGCUGGAUCCCCAACUGCACAAAACCUGGCAGCAUGUUGGCGGGGGUCUGAGCCAUGACCCGGUUGCGUUAGUGCGGGCGUAUCUGAACAUGAAGCAGCGGUGCCAUGCAGCCCUGCAGGGUUCCUAUAUGAAGGUCUUUGGCCUUCGCGAAGAACACCGGGUGUCACUCCCCCUCUACCAUGCGAUCGACCGGGAAUUCCGAGCGCGUCAUCUCCAUCAGUCCCGCCUCCCUGGUGUUUUGUCCGGGCGGGAGCCAUUCUACUCCCUGCCAACCUCGACCCUCCUCUUCUGGAUCUACUGGAAUAUCAAUAAAUUCUGUGUCGGGUUUGAGAUGGUUCAUAGCCUGAAUGACCGCCAUUUUGUUACCUGGGAGCAUACUCGGGUGAUGAUGAUGUUCCUGCGCUGCCUGCAGUUCUCCUACGCGGGUGGCCUGGUCCAGCGGGUGUCUGGGUGCUGGCGGGACGUCUGGUUCCGGCCGGAUGCGCGACGGCCGGAUGGGCUCCGCCGGUGUGAAGGUCUUGGAUUUCAGAGGCAGAUGAAAGAGUACGGGUACGCCUGGUUUCUGGAUAAGCUGAACUGGGAUACUAUGACCUUCUGCCAGCCAUCCGCGCAGUAUAUGAUGUUCAACAGCCCUUCCAUGCAGACAGCGUACCGGGCCCGGUAUGCCCAGAUCCGAGAUGUCCGGCUGGACUUCCUCCGGGUGCACCAGGCACACCAAUGGAUGGAAGAAUUCAGCUCUGUUUCCCCUUGUCUUGAUCUCCUCCAAGACUUCCUGCGACAACUUGCCCUCUGUGUAUUUCGAAAAGAUGUCUUUUUUCAGGUGAAGCGGUUAUUACACCCGGACCAUGCGCCCCGUGCUUUAGCAGGAGAGGUUCCCUUGAGCUAUGACAGUAUCACUGAUGUCUUCCUGGAGGGCGCCCAGCCAAUCCAGCUGCUAGACCAGCGGCGGGUAGCAGUGAAGAGUAUACACUCCCUCAUUGCGUGGCUGUGGGAGUGGAAAGAUGGCCGCCAGGAUUGA
Aspergillus puulaauensis is the source of this 2907-nucleotide messenger RNA. RefSeq lists its product as uncharacterized. The record is from RefSeq and is a predicted model, not a curated record. NCBI's taxonomy places the organism in Eukaryota, Fungi, Ascomycota, Eurotiomycetes, Eurotiales, Aspergillaceae. The coding region runs from base 1 to 2907 and encodes 968 amino acids. The transcript has a single exon.